AUUUAAAUUGUCGCAUGCAUCUUAUCUCUGUUAUGUAGCCUUUUUGUGGUUUCUCUUUUAAUCAUGUGGCAUAUCCUCCACAUGGCCACAAUAAACAACUGUGAGAAGCAUAUUUACAUUGUCCUUUUUCACCUAAAAGGAAGGAGAGUCAGUAUAUAUAGUAAACAAAAAAUUAAUGAACAGUUGUUUGAUGUUCAUAGCUAAAAAGGAGGUACAGUUUCAUGCAGAUCUAUAGUUUCUUCUGGAUCCAAAAGCAUAAAAUAUAAAGUACUAGAAAAGUCAGAUAAUAUUGGGCGACCGAUAUUAUUGGCUGAUAUUGGCAUAAAAUGAUAAUAUAUCUUUUUUUUUCCUGCAUAUAAUGAAAUCGGCAAGAAAAUGAUGCGCACCACAGAAACAAGCUUGUUCGCUCAGUAUGUCUACAACCUGAAAAUAUUUCCAAAUUUCACCUUUGGAUUGCAAAUAUCCAGUUUGCAAUUAUUGAAAGCGCUAUGAGGGAGGAAUGAGGUGUCUUCCUUUCCAAAUUGUGUUUCAGUUAAUGAUUUUUUUGUCAAGACAAAAUGUUUAAAAUAAUGAUUGCACUCUUCCAUAACUUACAUUGCAUAUUGAAGUAUACUGUAUGUCUUGUUUUGUACAAACAACAUUUAUUUGUGAAAUGCAUGAAGUGGCAUCACAGUAAAAGAACCAUAAUGUCUUCAUAACACAAGAUGUGGCCGAUAACAUACGUUUGAGGGACGAGCUGCUGCCUUUUCGGUAUUGGGUAAUAUCAAGAUUGGUAAUGAAGUGCUUGACAAUAUCCAUUAUUGGUAAAAAAAAAAAAAAAAGACAAUAUUGACGAUCUCUAUAAAGUACAAUAUACAAGCACAACAAAGCACAACAACCUCAUUUAAUUACAGAAGAGUUCAAACAUGUUAAAAGGGGAUUUUCCAUGUUAAUUUUUACAAUGCUGCUAAAAAAGAAACAGUGGUUGUGUCAUCAUAAAUAUUGGGAAAGUCAAUAAAAUAUAGGCUAAUGGAAACACGAAUUGCACGAUACCUAGCCACUAUAUUAAAUUAAUUGAGGAUGUCAUACAAAAUAAGUGUGGACAGGAACUGCACAAAAACAAACCCACUUUGAUGAAAGCAUAAUCUUGAAUGUUAAAAAUACCUCCAUGUUGGAAUCUAAUUCCUUCAAUUAUGGCUAAAUGUUCUGUAAUUCCACCAAAUAACCAGAGGGUGGCGCAAUUUAGCUGUUUUGUUAUUAUCCAUUCCACUCUUGCAUCGACAGGGAAUUUCUUAUUUAAUUUAGAGGAGGUUGUGGAAAGAAAAGGACAGCUCCGUGGUGCUGAAAUCUACACGGGACACGGCGGACCGUAUUAUUUUCCUCUAUUCUGGAUGGAUCCUUAAUUAUUGUGUCAAGAAUAUCACCUUGACGACUAUAAACACGUUUAUUGUACCACACUGACACGAACGCAGCGUGUAUAGGAAAUACUGGACUUCCCCGUGACAAUGAGGCCACACAAAAGGUACGUGCCUCUCAUUGUGUCCUUGUACACAAUUCACUGUGUUUGGGCUUCAGUGACUCAUUAUUCCAUUCCGGAGGAGCUCAAAGAAGGAUCAGUGGUUGCCAAUCUUGCAAACGAUCUCAGUUUGGACGUUACAAGUCUGAUUAGACGCAAGAUGCGCGUCGACAUCAUCGCUAAUAAGAAAUAUCUGGAUGUGAACAAAGAGACUGGGGAACUGUUCAUUGUGGAGAAGAUUGACAGGGAACAUAUUUGCACCACAAAAUCGACAUCAUCGUGUUAUCUUAAACUGGAGGUUACACUGGAAAACCCGCUGCGGAUUUUUAACAUAGAGUUAGAAAUACUAGAUAUGAACGACAAUGUCCCGCAGUUCAGAAGGGACUCCAUUAAUUUGGAUAUAUCUGAGUCUACGUCAGCAGGGGAAAGGUUCUCUUUGAGCAAUGCAGUAGAUCCUGAUGUGGGGAGCAAUUCAGUGAAAACAUAUCAUCUGAGUGAAAGCGAGCAUUUUAAUAUUGAGGUUCAGACUGGAAGAGAUGGGUCCAAAUUUGCAGAUUUGAUAUUAAAAAAGACAUUAGACAGAGAGCAGCAGGCUGUGCAUAAUUUAAUAUUAACAGCAGUAGAUGGAGGCACACCUCCUCGUUCUGGUACUGUCAGUAUUAUUGUUCAUGUUUUAGACACUAAUGACAACGCCCCUUUGUUUGAUAAUUCUAUUUACAGUGUCAAAAUCAUGGAGAAUUCUCCAAUUGGAAGCCUUGUUAUUGAUUUAAAUGCUACUGACUUAGAUGAAGGCUCCAAUUCUGAUAUCACAUAUUCAUAUAGUUUAUAUACACCAGAGAAAACACAAGAAACUUUUAAUCUGAAUCCUUCUACUGGUGAGAUUACUGUUAAAGGAAUGCUUAAUUAUGAAGAUUUUAGGAUUUAUGAUAUGGAAGUUAUAGCAGCAGACAAAGGAGUCAACACUCUAUCAGGACAAUGUACAAUCAAAAUUCAAAUUGAGGAUAUGAAUGACAAUCAUCCCGAAAUAUCUAUUAAAUCUUUCCAAAGUCCAGUCAGUGAGAAUAUUGAUGUAGACACAGUGAUAGCAGUGGUCAGUGUGAGUGAUAAGGACUCAGGUGACAAUGGGGUGGUGGAUCUUCACAUUCCUCAUAAUAUGCCUUUUAAACUGAAAGAGUCCUCUGAUAACUAUUAUAAGUUAGUGGUCUCAGAGCCAUUAGACCGUGAGAAGGUUCCAGAAUAUGACAUCACCUUCACUGUGACAGACAGAGGCUCCCCUCCUUUAAGUGACAAUGAAACAAUGACUUUACAUCUGCUGGAUGUGAAUGACAAUGUUCCACACUUCCCUCAGUCCUUUUAUACCAUACGUGUGAUGGAGAAUAACGCUCCUGGCGCCUUGCUCAGUUCACUCAGUGCGUUUGACCCUGACCUCCAUGAGAACCAGUACCUGGUUUACUUCAUCCUAGAGAAGGAAAUAGCCAACACCUCCAUGUCCAUGCUGUUCUCCAUCAAUCCAGAGAAUGGGAACCUUUACGCACUAAAGACUUUUGACUAUGAGAUGGAGAAGGACUUUCUUUUCCACAUUGAGGCCAGAGACUCUGGUUCUCCUCCACUCAGCAGCAACGUGACCGUCCACAUCAUCAUUGUGGACCAGAACGACAACGCUCCAGUUAUUGUCUCUCCUUGGCGAGCACACGGCUCGGUGGUGGAGGAAAAGAUCCCCAGAUCCACGGAUAAAGGCUCUCUGGUUGCCAAGGUGAUAGCCUUAGAUGUGGACUCGGUGCACAACUCUCGCAUCACCUACCAGUUCCUGCAGGUGACCGAUGCUACCUUGUUCAGUCUGGACCAGUACAACGGAGAGAUCCGCACCAUGAGGAUGUUCAGUUACAAAGAUCCACGUCAUCAGAGACUGGUUGUUGUUGCCAAGGACAACGGGGAGCCUGCUCUCUCUGCUACAGUCACCAUCAAGCUGUCCACAGUGGAGACUGCUGUGAAGACCUACUCAGACAUGACUGAGGUGCCUCUGGAAUAUGACAUCUUCUCAGACCUCAACCUGUAUUUGGUCAUCGGUCUGGGUUCAGUGUCCUUCCUGCUGCUCAUCACCAUCUUGGUCACCAUCGUGCUCAAGUGUCAGAAGGCCAAGCCCAGCAUAACGGCUCCCCCCAGCAGGAACAGUGUGAUCAGUGAGAGGAACUCCACCAUUGCUGAUUCCACUCUGGUGUCAAACGAUGCCUACUGGUACAGUCUGUUUCUAGCAGAGACCAGGAAAGGAAAGCUGGUGGUCAGACAGCCUCUGCCAAAGGGCUCCAGAUACAUCGUGUCCAGUAUUCCCAGGAGCACAGGCAUGUCUGAGACUAGUGGCUCUGCUACCUCUACCUUGCAGUACCCUAAAUGAGGGAAGUCCACUCUGCAGCAUGGAGGCAUCCACAACCAGCAGCACCAGAUCGACAUAAGGCAGGAACUCCUUGCUGCAUAUCGGACCAAUCCUGAUGGGUGAGCGACAGAGGAAAAAGAGAUGACCUUGCGUUGACAUCGCUCCCAUGGCCUUCAUGCUCCGCCUGGUUCUUCACACUCGAGAUCCUGAAUGCAAUGGCUGAUGAUAUAAACGCCGACCCACUACCCUCUCUUCUUUCUUUAAGCACAUGAAAAGCCAAUCAAAGCCUUUCUAAUAAUCUCUUCAUUGUGCAUGAUAUGACUGCAUGGCUUCAACCACACUCUAAGAGCGUCAUCCCCGCCCGAAAAAUGUUAAGGAGAUGUUACUUGCCAAGAAAUAGACUGUGCCGUGUGGAUUGUGAAAAAAGCCAAAUGAAUAAGGGGACUAUUUGAGUGGACAAUGGAAUGUUGAAUUGCCUACAAGAGACUGUUUUCCCUCUUAAAAAGGAACACCCAUUAUGUGUAGUUUACAAUUGUAUGAACUUUUGUGCUUUGUGUUGCCCAUUAUCCACAUGAGUGACAUUUGAAAUGGCACAAUUUACAAAAAAAUAAGCACCAGUGCGAUUUUUCUUAAAUCCAAGUUUUGUAAAAAGUGACUUUAGGUUUUGUAAAUGACAUUGUGCUUUAUAUGUACGCAAGGCCCACAAAGAUGAACAAGUGUGCAGAGUGAUUCAACAAACUCAACAGGUCUGUUCACAUGAAUUAAGUAGGAUUCAGUACAAAAAUAAUGCACUGCAAUUAGCAGACAAGUGUGUUGAAAAAUCUUGCCCUGACUAUUACCUGACUAUUACCUAUUUUGCCACUAUUACUCUGGCAAAAUAGUGUUGCACAUGCAACUGAGGCCACUACAAUUGUCAAGCAAUGCUUAAACUUUUGUAUACAAAAUUAUCUCCCAUAAACAAGUAACUCAAACACAGAAAAAGGGGGCCUUUUGUCAACAUGUAGCUAUUUUUCACUUGUUUUGCAUGCCAUAACCAUAGUAAGAGUUUUAGUUAUUGUGUGAUAAAAUUCAUUUUCUGUAUUGCAUCACAUGUAUUCUCUCAGAGCAAGAUACAAGAGGGACCAACAGUAUAAGAACUGCAUUGCAUUGUUUUCUCCUAAAGAACAGGUGGCUGUUGUGACGUGUAUGCAUUCAAAAAAAGCAGUCACCAUAAUGAGUGCGUUUGAAUGUUAAGGACUAAAGUAAACCGAAGUGUGUAGAUAUGACAAAGUACAGGUGUAUCUAACAUAUUGAUUACUUUUAUCUAAGAAGCCAAACUCUGGAUGUUCCUUCAUAUCAACCUUGUCUGAUGUUGUACAACUCAAAGCUAAUAGCAUACAGUUAUGUACUAAAUGUUUACAGUACUGGAAUAGUGUGCACUUUUCAUCUAUUGGAAGCUGUGCUCAGGUGUAUUACUGACUCCUGUACCUGCAAUGCAACACAGAAAUACAUGGUGGCAGAACUGGAUGUAGUCUUCAUAAUGAUUUUCAUAUUACAUUUUUUGUUAAAAUACAUCAAGGUGUGUUUUCACAUCAUACUGAGUAUAAAGGUAUAGAUUCAAUACGCAAAGCAAAACAGCCACUGAUUUCAGUAUAUUCUGACACAAUGCCUUUGAGUGGAAGCAGUUUAAUGUUGUUUCAAUUGUGUUGUCAUAACUUGAACUACAUCAAAAACUGUGUCUGACCUUUUCAGUGCCACUGAACUGCUGUGCCAUCACACAAACUAAAUCGCUUUAACUUACACAGUAUGUACAGCAUAUAAAGUAUUAUAUAGUAUGUUGAUACCAUGCAAGCGCACAGCUGAAAUUGCAUCAGAGAACAUGUUUAAAGUUGUAAUGUUUUCCAGGCAAGUAUGCAUACAAUAAGUCCAUUUGUACAGUGGUGUUUUGACAGUGAAUCGUAUUCUAAAAUUGUGUGUGUGUAAUGUGAGUUUAUUGUAUGACCGAUUGAAUAAAAAACAUAUUGGGAACAAAA
This is a messenger RNA of Dunckerocampus dactyliophorus (ringed pipefish), 5878 nucleotides long. RefSeq names its product protocadherin alpha-C2-like. The record is from RefSeq and is a predicted model, not a curated record. Lineage: Eukaryota; Metazoa; Chordata; Actinopteri; Syngnathiformes; Syngnathidae. Gene Ontology annotation, cellular component: plasma membrane. Gene Ontology annotation, molecular function: calcium ion binding. Gene Ontology annotation, biological process: homophilic cell-cell adhesion. The transcript is spliced from 3 exons. Bases 1485 to 3887 code for a protein of 800 amino acids.